UAAGCGUAAGAUUUUAAGUGAUUUAUAAAAUGUGAACAAAUUGCACAAGUGGCGAUCGUCUCGGCUGAUCGGACGGGAGAAGUCUUGAUCUGGAUGGCGUAAUGCAGACAUUAUAUAGAGCUAGGAUGUUGCAUACUGAAGUACUUGUCCUCAUUAUGACACUCUCUGUAUCUUCUGUUAUAACCACAACACUCCUUGAACCAUCUUCCGAAUGUUGGCACGUAUAUAACACUACCAGUGGACAGAUUUCGUCGCCAAACUUCCCUAAAGAUUACCCAGACUAUGUACAAUGCGACUAUUUCAUUAGACCACAAAUGUCCAACGUGUCAAUCAUUAAGCUUGAAGCAACGCACUUCGAUCUGGAGGGCGGAUAUGAUCAAAUUGAGAUUCGAGAGACUGGUCCAGAUGGUCGUUUUAUUGGAAUAUUCAGCGGCAAUGUGAUGCCAACUCUUUAUGCCAAGGCUUUCUGGUUGAGGUUUGUCACUGAUCACAGCAUAGCCAAAUCAGGAUUCAUGUUAAAAUGGUCAGUGGGUACAGAUGGAAUUCGACUUGUCAAUGGAAGCAAUCACAUGGAGGGACGGGUGGAGAUCUUCUAUAACUCGACGUGGGGCACAAUCUGCGAUGAUGCGUGGGGCAAAACCGACGCCAAAGUCGUGUGUCUCAUGCUGGGAUUGCCAGACUUGCAGUGGUUGGCGUUUGCAUUUGCUACAUAUGGCAGAGGAACCGGGCAAAUAUGGCUGGACAAUGUUGGGUGCUUUGGCAACGAAACAACGUUACUUUCCUGUUCGUCUAUCGAGUUGGGGAAGCACAACUGUAACCACGGGGAAGAUGCUGGCGUCAGAUGCACAGAAUCUUAUGAAAAAGUUAAUCGAAUGCAAAGAAAGAAACAAAGUUUUCCAAAAGGCUGUGGUGGCUACUAUAACGACUUGGAAGGCCAAAUAACUUCUCCCCAGUUCCCACUGUAUCCAAAUUUUGCUCACUGUGAGUAUUACAUAUACCCUCCAGUAUCUACCACAAAUGUGACGCGACUCACAUUCCAAACAUUUGGUCUGGAAAAGGGGGCUGAUUUUUUAGAGAUUCGGGAAGAUGGAGCAAACGGCGUUGUACUCGGCAGGUUCACGGGAGACCACCUUCCUCCGGUGUUCUUUGCGAAACGCCUGUACUUGUUGUUUACCUCGGACAACUCCCGAACAUACCGAGGAUUUCAAGCGGAAUGGUCUAGUACGGAUACCGGCGUCAGAUUACGGAAUGGCACGUGGUUUGGGGAAGGCAGGUUUGAAAUGUUUUACAACAAGAAUUGGGGAACGGUUUGCGACGAUUCUUGGGGCAACGAGGAAGCGACGGUUGUGUGUUCCAUGCUAGGAUACGUGGGCUUUGGUGCCAUGGGCUUACAGGGCGGACGGUAUGGACGUGGGACUGGUCCCAUUUUUAUUGAUAAUGUCGGUUGCCUUGGUAACGAAAACAACAUUUUGGAUUGCUCUCACGGGGGACUGUACCAACACAACUGUAACCACGGAGAGGAUGCAGGCGUUAUUUGUGGAAAGAGCACCAUGGACUCUGGAGAUUCGACGCCCAACAAGAUGGACAAUGCCACGAUAGCCAGCCUCCUGGAGGCAGUAAACAUCUCGUGUGGUUCCAUGAAGCUCGUGGUCUCGGUGGACAUGGUGUUGCUCAACUCCCUGUUCCCUUUCCUCGACCAGUACAACCAGUACCUCAGUCUAGCGGCGGACGUGGAGGAAUGUCGCGGGGAUACCCUAAACAACGGACCACAACUCCUCUUCCAGAUAGACGUCACCGACUGUGGGAUGAUCAUCAGUGAAACCGAAGACUCCGUGUUAUUCCACAACAAACUAGUUUCUCACACCAACUCAUCUGUCCAGACGGAGACGUUUCGAACGGGCCAGACUCUGGCCGUCCCCCUGGAGUGCUCGCUGUCAAAGACUGUGGUCCUCGCUAACAGACUGAAGUCGUUCGAAACGCGCGUUGAAGGCGAGACCAUCAAGGGUAAUGGGAAUUUCAGCGCCACGAUGGACUUCUACAAGGAUUCCGCUUUCGCCUCGAUGAUUUACGACUACCCCGCGUACGUUCAGCUAGGGCAGGAGUUGGGGGUGGAGAUCGCGCUCCUCACCAGUCUGAUGGAUCUAAAACUGGUCACACAGAACUGCUGGGCAACGUCCACGUCUGAUUCACCCGACCACAGCAUCGAGACGGCUGGCUAUUUUCUCAUUCAAAAUAGAUGUCCAGCCGACCCGACGACAAAAUACAUCCAGGCAGACAGCCAGAACAAGUUGAGAUUUCUCUUCAAGACUUUCGAGUAUAUCAGAAAACAAAGUGAAGUCUACAUCGUCUGCAAUCUUCUGGUCUGUAAUAAAACCGACCAAUCAGCGAGAUGCACCACUGAUUGCGAUACCGGAAACCGUCAAAGCAGAAGCGUGGACCAAUCAGCGAGUGACUUACAAGUUGUUCAAGGUCCGCUCGUGUUUAAGGACCAGUCCGCAGGUGCUAAGAAGAAGAUUCCCCUGCCUAUCAUUCUCGGUGUUGUUAUAGCCGUUGUUGUGGUGGUGAUGGUGAUUAUUACAGUGAUGGUGGUCAGAUCGAGAAAACUGUCCGGUGAUUUUUCACCGCCAUACAGCGAAUACGAAACUAAGUACGAAAAGGUGGCGAUGCUGGAUUUCGACUGAAGAAAAAACUAUCAGACUUCUCUUAAAGGGACAGACACAAGUUUUUAAACACUACAGCAUAUUUUUCACUAUUAGAAUCGUUUAUGAUAACUGAAAUCAAACAUUACUUAUAUUUUAUUCUUUAGAUUAUCCAUUUCCGUAUAACCGAAGUGUUUCUGGUCAUCCUUGUGUUUGUAGUACUAAAAAUUGCAUUUUUCAUAUUUUUAAAAAAGCACGUGCAUCUGAGAAGUAGCUGUUUAUUGAUUAGAAUUCUAGUAUAUUUUUAAGGAUAUUUCAUGUUUUAACGUCACAUACUCUUAUUUCAUUCUAUUGUAACUUUAUCCAAACGAGUUACAGGUUUGUAAAUUGACUAAACGUAGUGUCCAUUUUUUUACGGUUUAAAACUAGGGGUCUGCGCCUUUAAUAGAAUGAACAUUGACGGACGAUAGAACACUGGCGUAGGAAGGGGUGGGAGAGGGGCGGCAAGGGGGCAUGUGGCCCCACUCUUUAUAGCACCUUCCUACGCCCGUGUAGAAUAUACAUAUAAUACAGUAAAAUGGACUAUUUUCUGUACCAUAUUUAUAGAUUUUACAAUGUUUUAGAUAUAUUGAACGCAAAUAUAGACACAGUGGAAAAUGAAGAGAACGAACAUUGUUAGGCAACAGAAUGGACACAUACUACAGUAAAUUGACUUUUUCUGCUCCAUAUUAAUAGAUUAUACAAUGUUUUACAUGUUAUAUUUUCAAAUAUUGAAUGGAAAUAUAGCCACAUCGAACUUAAAUCACUUCUCAAGAGUUUCGUAUUCUGUCAAAUAAAGGUAUCCUAGAUGUCA
Gigantopelta aegis is the source of this 3492-nucleotide messenger RNA. Its product is annotated as deleted in malignant brain tumors 1 protein-like. Gene Ontology annotation, cellular component: membrane. Lineage: Eukaryota; Metazoa; Mollusca; Gastropoda; Neomphalida; Peltospiridae. The transcript has 16 exons. The coding region runs from base 102 to 2681 and encodes 859 amino acids. The record is from RefSeq and is a predicted model, not a curated record.